This is a messenger RNA of Eubalaena glacialis (North Atlantic right whale), 3203 nucleotides long. It is a transcript of the gene SEMA3C, whose product is annotated as semaphorin 3C. The transcript has 18 exons. Gene Ontology annotation, molecular function: chemorepellent activity; semaphorin receptor binding. Gene Ontology annotation, biological process: semaphorin-plexin signaling pathway; negative chemotaxis; positive regulation of cell migration. NCBI's taxonomy places the organism in Eukaryota, Metazoa, Chordata, Mammalia, Artiodactyla, Balaenidae. Bases 401 to 2656 code for a protein of 751 amino acids. The record is from RefSeq and is a predicted model, not a curated record.
GCGGCGGGUGGAGAUGCGGCCGAGCGUGCUGGGCGGGUGAAGCGAGCCGGCUGGGCGGCGCGCCGGGGCAGCCAGAGCCGCGCGCCGCGUCGCUGUAAUCGGACACCCGAGCGCUCGCCCCAUGCGCCGGCCACUUUCCAUUCACUCCGUAGUGCUUGAUUGAGCGACGCAGAGCAGGGCUCCGGGUGCCGCGCCACUGCAACGCUGAGGAUUCCUUUACAAAGAAACUCAGAGGACCGGGAAGAAAGAAUUUCACCGCUGGGACGCCCUAGAAAUUACGGUCUUUGGGGAAAAGGACUACAAACACGCGGAUCCAAACCUGUAGCAAAUUGACUUUUCCGUGCUGAUCUCGUCCCACCUCGGUAUUUUCCCUUGGAUAUUAACUUGCAAAUCUGAAGAAAUGGCAUUCCAGGCAAUUUGGGUCUUGGUUGGAGUAUUUGUUUGUUCUACCUGUGUGAAAGGAUCAUCUCAGCCCCAAGCAAGAGUUUACUUAACAUUUGAUGAGCUUCGAGAAACCAAGACCUCUGAAUACUUCAGCCUAUCUCACCACCCUUUAGACUACAGGAUAUUAUUAAUGGAUGAAGAUCAGGACCGGAUAUAUGUGGGCAGCAAAGAUCACAUUCUUUCCUUGAAUAUUAACAACAUAAGUCAAGAACCUUUGAGUGUUUUCUGGCCAGCAUCUACAAUCAAAGUUGAAGAGUGCAAAAUGGCUGGCAAAGAUCCCACACAUGGCUGCGGGAACUUCGUCCGUGUAAUUCAGGCUUUCAACCGCACGCAUUUGUAUGUUUGUGGGAGUGGUGCUUUCAGCCCGGUCUGUACUUAUUUGAACAGAGGGAGGAGAUCAGAGGACCAAGUUUUCAUGAUUGACUCCAAGUGUGAAUCUGGAAAAGGACGCUGCUCUUUCAACCCCAAUGUGAACACAGUGUCUGUUAUGAUCAAUGAGGAGCUUUUCUCUGGAAUGUAUAUAGAUUUCAUGGGGACAGAUGCAGCUAUUUUUCGAAGUUUAACCAAGAGGAAUGCAGUCAGAACUGAUCAACACAAUUCCAAAUGGCUAAGUGAACCUAUGUUUGUGGAUGCACAUGUUAUCCCAGAUGGCACUGAUCCAAAUGAUGCUAAGGUGUACUUCUUCUUCAAAGAGAAACUGACCGACAAUAGCAGAAGCACAAAACAGAUUCAUUCCAUGGUUGCUAGGAUAUGUCCUAAUGACACUGGUGGACUGCGUAGCCUUGUCAACAAGUGGACUACCUUCUUAAAAGCGAGGCUGGUAUGCUCGGUAACUGAUGAAGAUGGUCCGGAAACACACUUUGAUGAACUAGAGGAUGUGUUUCUGCUGGAAACUGAUAACCCAAGGACAACACUAGUGUAUGGCAUUUUUACAACAUCAAGCUCAGUUUUUAAAGGAUCAGCAGUGUGUGUGUAUCAUUUAUCUGAUAUACAGACUGUGUUUAAUGGGCCUUUUGCCCACAAAGAAGGGCCCAAUCAUCAGCUGAUUUCCUACCAGGGUAGAAUUCCUUAUCCUCGCCCUGGAACUUGCCCAGGAGGAGCAUUUACACCCAAUAUGCGAACCACCAAGGACUUCCCGGAUGAUGUUGUCACUUUUAUUCGGAACCACCCUCUCAUGUACAAUUCCAUCUACCCAGUCCACAGAAGGCCUUUGAUUGUUCGUACAGGCACUGACUAUAAGUACACAAAAAUAGCUGUGGAUCGAGUGAAUGCUGCCGAUGGUAGAUACCAUGUUCUGUUUCUCGGAACAGAUCGAGGUACUGUGCAGAAGGUGGUUGUUCUUCCUUCUAACAGCUCUGCCAGCGGUGAGCUCAUUCUGGAGGAGUUGAAAGUCUUUAAGAAUCAUGCUCCUAUAACAACAAUGAAAAUUUCAUCCAAAAAGCAACAGUUGUAUGUGAGCUCCAAUGAAGGACUUUCCCAAGUGUCUCUGCAUCGCUGCCACAUCUACGGUACAGCCUGUGCUGACUGCUGCCUGGCAAGAGACCCUUACUGCGCCUGGGAUGGCCAUGCUUGCUCUAGGUUCUACCCAACCGGGAAACGGAGGAGCCGAAGACAAGAUGUGAGACAUGGAAAUCCAUUGACUCAAUGCAGAGGAUUUAAUCUAAAAGCAUAUAGAAAUGCAGCUGAAAUUGUUCAGUAUGGAGUAAAAAAUAACACCACUUUCCUUGAGUGUGCCCCCAAGUCUCCACAGGCAUCUAUCAAGUGGUUGUUACAGAAAGAUGAGGACAGGAGGAAAGAGGUCAAGCUGAAUGAGCGAAUCAUAGCCACUUCACAAGGACUCCUGAUCCGCUCCGUUCAGGAUUCUGACCAAGGACUGUAUCACUGCAUCGCAACAGAAAACAGCUUCAAGCAGACCAUAGCCAAGAUCAACUUUAAAGUUUUAGAUUCCGAAAUGGUGGCUGUUGUUACAGACAAAUGGUCUCCGUGGACCUGGGCCAGCUCUGUGAGGGCUUUACCCUUCCACCCGAAGGACAUCAUGGGGGCUUUCAGCCACUCAGAAAUGCAGAUGAUUAAUCAGUACUGCAAAGAUACUCGGCAGCAACAUCAGCAGGGAGAAGAAUCCCAGAAGAUGAGAGGGGACUAUGGCAAGUUAAAGGCUCUCAUCAAUAGCCGGAAAAGUAGAAAUAGGAGGAAUCAGCUGCCAGAGUCAUAAUGGUUUCUUAAAUGAGGCUUAUGCUUCCAUCAGUAAAUGAUCUGUCUUCAGUGAUCAACUUCUGAGCAGAGAAUCUUGUGCUUUACCCAUGGGAAAUUCCUGAGAAAGGUGGUUACUCACUCCUAAAGGUGAACGUUACAUGAACUGAAAUGAGUAUGCAUUUUCUUGUAUGAUAUUGACUAGCACUAGACAUGUCAUGGUCCUCAUGGUGCAUAGAAAUAUUUAACUUAACCUAGAUUUUAUUUAUAUCUUUAUUUACCUUUUCUUCAAAACCAAUAUGGCGACUAUAAAACUAGAAUUCUUACAUCCCUUAAUUGAACUAGGGCCGUAACCUGUGAUCUUCGAUCCUUGCUUUAAGAGUUUAGAGUUCUAACUGUCAAUCAUUUGUAUACAAAACCAAAUGGCAAGUUCACAAUUUUUACAUAGUAAAAGUUAUAUAAAUGCAUGUGACAGAGUAGUUGUCAAAAGAAAUGUAGAAUAGAAAAGAGACAAGGAAGAGGGAAUCUAAAAGCUGUAUAAAACACGAGCGAUUUUCAUAAAAAGAUAA